Molecule: messenger RNA, 7408 nt
Organism: Lutzomyia longipalpis
Lineage: Eukaryota; Metazoa; Arthropoda; Insecta; Diptera; Psychodidae
Exons: 4
Coding region: 338-5380 (1680 amino acids)
Biological process (GO): monoatomic ion transport; transmembrane transport
Cellular component (GO): membrane
Molecular function (GO): protein binding; monoatomic ion channel activity
Source: RefSeq, a predicted model, not a curated record
CUGUGAUCUCCAGCAAUUGGUGUUUCAGUUGGAAGCAAACUCUGCUCUUGGUUGGAUGCAAAACUCAAAAACUCCCCAAGACGUAAACGAAAGAAGAAGAGAGAACAAAAAGUCUCUAUAUACCAUUGGCCCCAAAGAGGAAGAGUCAAGUUUUAAAGUUCAACGCGAUCGAGGGCAAAAAGUUUUCUUGCACAAGUUCAAAGUUUUUGCGAAUUUUUUUUUCGGGGGUUGUUGCAGUGAAAGAGCUAAAAGAGAAAAUUUUUGUGGAAAUUUUUGUUUUUUAAAUGUGAUAUGAGAGUGAUUUUAUGAUAGUGAAACGACGACGAAGGAAGCACAAAUGGAUAAUCCUGCUUUUAGUGAUGCCACGGCGGUAAAUCGCCAAAAAAUGCGAAGAUUCUCCAGAGCUGCGAGUGUUGCGAUAGACAAUGAAGCUUCACCCUUUUCACCAACAUCACCAAGGUUCAAGACCGUGGCACCAACAAUGAUGGUGCGCUGGCGAAAUGAUCCUCAGGCCAUGAUGGAGGAUCAAGGUGAGGGAUUUGAGUACAUGGAAGUGGGUCCAUCACCCCCAGCUGAGAGUGCACCCAGUAUGUAUGAUAGCUUCGAGGAACCCAGCACGGAGUUGAGUGUACAAAUAUGCAGUGAGACAAUUCGUGGGAAUCUUCUCGAUCAAAUGAAGACGUGCAAUGGGCGAGUGAAGGUUCUCGAAGACAUUGAGCAGCGUAGCAUAACGACGGAGAAUGCAGUUGAGUCAUUUAGGAAUGUGUCAAAAAUUGAGAAGAAUAUUGCAUUUCUCUGGGCGGCCUACCUCAAACGGUGGGACCUCCUCGAGGGACUCCUCGAGGCUGGUGCUGAUCUCCACUACACGGACCCCAAUGGGAUUUCGGCACUCCAUUUGGCGGCAUUUAGUGGUUGUGUGAGGUGUACGGCUUUCUUGAUAUCGUGCGGAAUUGACGUGAAUCUCCAAACGAAAUGCUACACGCCUCUGCAUUGUGCUGCAUUUGGGAAUUCCCCCGAGACAGCAAAAAUGCUCAUCAAUAGUGGCGCCAAUAUUGCAACGGUGACGGCAAAGCAGGAUUGCGAAGAGAGUCUCCUCCACUGUGCUGUCCGUGCUAAUGCCGUGGAUUGCGUGAGGUUGUUUAUAGCUGAGGGGGCUGAUGUGAACUCCCUCAAACCCAAUGGGACAAAUCCCAUACACUUGGCCGCCUAUCUGGGUCAUGUGCAGUGUCUCGAGGUGCUGCUGGAGACAAAGGCGGCUGACGUCAAUAUUAAAAAUUGCAUUCGCGAUAAGGAAUCCACGGCAUUGCAUCUAGCUGCCGAUGAGGGGAAUGUUGAGUGCAUUAAUCUCCUCCUUGGCAAGGGGGCUGAUGUUAAAUUGAGGAAUCAUCGGGGGUUCACAGCUCUGCAUCUAGCAGCUCGAUCAGCGAGCCUGGAGUGCUGCGAAUCCCUCCUGAGGACAGGGAAUGCUGAUCCCAAUGCGGAGGAUUUUGAUCACAGAACCGCCCUUCAUGCUGCAAUUGGGAAAUCCGAUCAAGCUCUGGAUAUUCUGGAGACUCUCAUAGCUUGGGGUGCAAAUAUAAAUCACAAAGAUGUCUAUGGGUUCACGGCUCUGCAUCUAGCUGCUCUGGAUGGGUUGGCACAGUGUGUGGAAGUUUUAAUAUUUCACGGAGCCGACGUGACGACAAAAUCCAAGAAAGGAACUUCGGCACUGAAUGUGAUCACGCGCAAAACUCCAGCAUCCCUGCAGAUGAUUAGUCAGAAGCUUGAUGCGGCUAUUACAUGCCAUCAGAGUCACGAUACAGCUAACAGGGAAGUUGAGCUUGAACUUGACUUUCGGCAACUCCUGCAGUAUUGUCAUCCACGUGAAAUUAGCUACAUGAAUACCUUUGUGGAUGAGGGGCAGAAAGAAUUCCUCCAGCAUCCACUCUGCAGUGCUUUCCUCUACAUUAAAUGGGGGAAAAUUCGCAAAUACUACAUCGGGCGUCUUGUCUUCUGCUUCAUGUUUGUUCUCUUCCUCACACUGUAUGUGCUCACGGCACUUGCUCACAAUUGCUAUAAUAGCAGCAAAGAAAUGGAGGAGGAGAUUCAGGAGCAGGAGUUGUGCCAGAAGCAAUCAAUACUGGGGAAUAUGCUACGCAAUAAUCCCUUUGUGAUUGAGAUGCAAUGGUGGGUACUCGUGGCCAUAACAAUAGUGGAAAUUUUCCGUAAACUCUGUGGUAUCAGUGGAUUUUCCUCAUUUCGGCAGUAUGUGACACAAUUUGAGAAUCUUAUCGAAUGGUUCGUCAUUGUUAGUGUCUUCGUCAUUUCCUACAUCUAUACACAUCGCACGUAUACAUGGCAGAAUCACAUUGGAGCCUUUGCAGUGCUCUUGGGAUGGACAAAUCUCAUGCUGAUGAUUGGGCAGUUGCCUGUCUUUGGGGCCUACGUGGCCAUGUACACGAAAGUUCAAGGGGAAUUUGCAAAACUCUUUAUGGCUUACUCAUGCAUGUUGAUUGGAUUCACGAUUAGCUUCUGUGUGAUCUUCCCAUCAUCGUCGCUCUUUGCAAAUCCCUUUAUGGGUUUCAUAUCGGUUCUUGUGCUUAUGAUUGGUGAGCAAGAUCUCUCAUUGCUAACAAAUGAUCCCGACGACAAGGAUCCGCCGUUUUUGCUGGAAAUCAGUGCACAGAUCACCUUUGUGCUUUUCCUACUGUUUGUCACGGUGAUCCUGAUGAAUCUCCUCGUGGGAAUUGCCGUGCAUGAUAUUCAAGCACUAAAGGUGUCUGCAGAACUUUCAAAACUCGUACGACAGACCAAACUUAUCUCCUAUAUAGAAUCUGCCCUCUUCAACGGUUAUUUACCUGCCUGGCUGAGGAGAUUGCUCCACAAUACAGCUCUCGUCUCGCCUCAGGCUUAUCGUGUGGUACUGUGUGUUAAACCCCUCAAUCCCGGCGAAAAGCGUCUUCCCCGUGACAUUCUCAAAGCCGCAUAUGAAGUUGGGCGGCAGAGGAAGCAUUUUGGCCAUACAAUUUCAGCGCGAAAUUCCACGGCAACGUACUUCUCCUACAAGAACCCAAUAAAGUUGGAUGCCAAAGUGGCCGAGGGAAAGCUCAUGGUGGACAAUAAUAACGUCAAUAUACGCUCCGGGGAAUCAGAUUGCGGCUUUGAGACAGAAAGUAUUUGCACAUUGACAACAAAGGUGGAAGAGAGUGCGGAAAAGAUUGAAAUGCUCACGAAUGAGGUGAAGGAGCUCAAAGCGAUUCUGCAUCAGAAUCAUGCACUUAUUGAUCAAGUGAUGACACUCCUGUCCAAGAAUCAGCACAAUACCAAUCACAAGAGUCAUGGGAAGAAGGUCCAAAGAUUUCUCUUUGGUCAAUUUAUGAGGGUAUACAGUGUGAAGAUAAUGGAAAAUUCUGGACACAAAGAAUCAGUGAUUAAGUCAAAGCGUCGACGAUCAACGCGAGCAGCCAGCAUAGCUGUUGAGAAUGAACACAUUCCACUGUCGAUGUCACCAAGAUUCAAGACGAUGGCACCGCAAAUGAUGGUGCGCUGGCGCAACGAUCCUCAAGCAAUGCUGGAAGAACAAUACCCAUCUGAGGGAUUUGAAUAUAUGGAAGUUGGGCCAUCACCGCCGGCUGAGAGUGCACCCAGUAUGUAUGAUAGCUUCGAGGAGCCCAGCAGUGAGCUGAGUGUGCAAAUAUGCAGUGAUACGCUGAGGAUAAGUCUCCUGGAGCAGAUGAAGGUCACAAGUGGACGUUUGAAGCUCUUUGAGGAUAUUGAGCAGAAGAAGAUCCUCAGUACGGAUGUUGUGGAUAUUUUUGCAACAGCUACGAAAAUUGAGCGGAACUUGAGCUUACUCUGGGCAGCAUAUCUGAGGCGCUGGGAUUUGUUGGAGGAGUUCAUCGACACGGGUGCCGAUGUGAAUUUCAGUGAUAUCAAUGGAAUAUCAGCACUCCACUUGGCGGCAUUUAGUGGUUGCGUGAAGUGUACAAAGUUCCUCGUGAAUUUGGGUGUUGAUGUGAAUUUGCAAACAAAGUGCUACACUCCGCUCCACUGUGCUGCCUUUGGGAAUAGCGUGGAAGCUGCUGGGGUACUCCUGCAGAAUGGUGCAUGCGUGGAUAUUAAUACAAAGAGGCAGCAUCUAACGCACAACUACGAGGAAUCCCUCUUGCACUGUGCUGUCCGUGCUAAUGCCGUGGAUUGCGUUAAGCUCUUCAUUGCAUACGGGGCUGAUGUGAAUUCCGUCAAGUCCAAUGGGACGAAUCCCAUUCAUUUGGCAGCUGAUCUUGGGCAUACACAGUGCCUCGAAGCUCUACUCUCCGCCAAGGAUGCUGAUCCAAAUAUAAGAAUUUGCAUUCGCGAAAAGGAAUCCACAGCUCUGCACCUAGCUGCAGAUGGUGGGAAUGCUGAGUGUGUGGCUCUGCUCCUGGCCAAAGGAGCUGAUGCAAAACUGAAGAAUCAUCGGGGAUUUACACCACUUCAUCUCGCUGCACGAGCAGCUAGUUUGGAAUGUUGCGAAGUUCUUCUGCGACUCGGUGGCGCAGAUCCAAAUGCUGAGGAUUACGAUGAGAGAACUUCUCUUCAUGCGGGAAUUGGGAAAUCCGAGGCUGCUUUUGAUAUUCUUGAACAUCUCAUAGCUUGGGGUGCAAAUGUCAAUCAUCAGGAUGUCUAUGGGUUUACGGCACUUCAUCUUGCUGCCCUCGACGGGUUGGCACAGUGCGUGGAAAUGUUGAUUUUUCACGGAGCUGAUGUUUCCACGAAAUCCAAGAAAGGAACUUCGGCUUUGAAUGUGAUCACGCGGAAAACUCCAGCAUCUCUUGCGAUGGUUACACACAAAUUGGAUGCAGCUAUAACACUCCAUCACAGCCAGGAUACAGCAAACAGGGAGGUUGAGCUUGAAUUGGAUUUUCGGCAACUCCUGCACCUCUCCUAUCCGCGGGAAAUAAACUACCUGAAUACCUUUGUAGAUGAGGGGCAGAAGGAAUUCCUCCAGCAUCCACUCUGCAGUGCUUUCCUCUAUAUAAAAUGGGGAAAAAUUCGCAAAUACUACAUUGGACGUCUUGUCUUCUGCUUCAUGUUUGUUCUCUUCCUCACACUGUACGUGCUCACGGCACUUGCUCACAAUUGCUACAAUGGGAGUAAGGACAUGGAAGAGACAAUCCAAGAGCAAGAGUUGUGUCAGAAACAAUCAAUCUUGGGAGAUAUGCUGCGGAAUAAUCCAUUUGUGAUGGAAAUGCAAUGGUGGGUUCUUGUGGCGAUAACAAUCUUCGAGAUAUUCCGUAAACUUUUUGGUAUCACCGGAUAUUCCUCCUUCCGGCAUUACGUCACCCAAGCGGAAAAUAUAAUUGAGUGGUUUGUGAUAACCAGUGUCUUUGUAAUCUCCUACAUCUACACCAAUCUGUAACGUGCGAAAAAAUUUUGAACUUGGCUUUUGGGAGGUUAACUUUUAUUCUGUCAAAAUGUCUCCAAAACGACGAAGGAAGCCGAAGAGUGUGUGCAUGAUAUAUGUUCUUUGUAUGUAUUUGUGUGCUACUUUUAGUUAUAAAUUUUCCAUCCCCACAGGGAACGAAGUUCAGUCUGGAGUAGAAUUCUGUCCAGUGAGAUCUACAAGAGUGUCGAAGACGCCGGGAGUGAAUUUGUGCCUUCCCCGGAACUGCAGCAUCUGUGUCCCGCCAAAAGAAGACGCCGGAAGUGGAAUUGUGUCGUCCCAGGAAUUGCAUCAGCUGCGUCGGAGAGAUUCACGCCAAGGGAACCCGCCAGGAGAUUGGGGAGAAUCAGUUGGAAGAUUUGGCGCAUCUCACAGGCUCGAAUCGGACACAGAGGUCGGUCGUCAAUUGCCGCCUGUGUCUGGACGUUAGAUUGCCAGUCUUACUGGCAAGGAAAAGUGCUUUCCCCGGUCGCCAAUAGCCGGAAGCGUCAGCAGGACAAGGGAAGUAUUCCUCUGACGAGAUAUUCAGGUCGCCAAUUGCCUGAAUCCAGCACAUACGGGCCCCGUGGAAGAGCCAAAGCUCACCUGCCGGUCGUCAAUUGCCGGAUUUGCCUGGGAACAUCUCUAUCGCCACCUUUGGUGCGCGGAGAAGUCUGUGGCCUGGUCGUCAAUUGCCAGCGCUCAUAGAAACGCUAUCACACGGUUCCUCAGGUGAGCCAGAUCUCACACAGCGAGAAUUGAAACGCACCCACAUAUCCUGUGAGGGAAAUAUUGCACAGAAGAAGUCAGCAGGCGAGCCCCUGAACGUCGGUGGAGAGUAGGAGAUCCCCGAAGGAGAUCACAACAGCAGCAGGAAGAGAAACCACCGUAGAUCGAGACACCCGCUGGAGAGAAUCCUUUUGUGAGGAGAAGAAGAGUCAAAGCCCUGUAACCUGAGUGAAGAAUAAACUACCCCCUGAGCUAGUCGAGGGAGGGUUUUGAAUCUUAUAUGGCGCCCAACCACCGCUGGAACUCACGCAAGUAGCCCUAAAGAGUAUCAGUGUUGCAUAGAGUAAAAUUAUAAUUUGAUUCAUUGGAAAAUUCUGAAAAUUCCCAUAAAAUUUAGCCUUUGCUGAGGAAUAAGUAAAAUUGAUUUUGUGCCGUACAAAAAUUUGUGAAGUUUUGUGCUUUGUCUCCUUGCGAUUCUCAGAAAACCGCAACCCCCAAACAAUAGGUAUUGAGCGAUCAUUUGGGGGCCUUUGUGCAGAAAUAUAUUUUGGCCAUUGUCGGCGGGGAUACCUUUGAAGUUUCCCUUACGGAUCCCGCUAUACAUAGCACAAGUAGUAUUGGGGAGAGCUUUUCAAAUAUUUUUUGAUGGUCAAAAAUUAAAAUUGCCUUUGCAAAUAAAAUAAUUUUUUGAUUUUGGCAACUGCACUUUUGCAAAAAUUUCUUUUUCCGGUCACCUUGAUCAAAGUCUCAAUUUGGGGGUUCUCUGAAAGUCAUUUGAGACUUUUGAGAUCCAUCCGGGAGUUUUUCAGAAUCAUCCGGGAGUUGUUGAAAGCCAUCCGGAGCUUGGAGAAUUUUUUUUUCUUUUUCUCCGAUUUUUCUUUUUUUUUUUUGGGAAGUGAGGAAAUCCCCUUCCAGGAUAUUGAUUUUAAUUUAGAUUUCAAUUCAAAUAAUUAAGAGUUUCCCUAUCUUGGCAUUUACUGUGGGGCAUGCGCUGUGGGCUUGGCGGGGGCAGGUGCCCUUUUAUUUUUUGCUCCUCGCAUCUUGCUUAGGCAAUCGAUUAAGCGGGUUGAGCGAAAUUUGCUGGACCAUUUGUGACCUGCCUUUCUCGCGUGCUGCGUCCUGCGGGCAAUGAAGGGAUAAGGGAGAUUUCUCUAGUCUUUUUUGGAGAAAAUUUUCACGUGUAGCUUGCAUUGCUCACGUUCUUUGUGCUGAACAUUUUGUAUUAAUUUAAGAUUUGAGAAUAUUUUAUGGAUUAUUUUGAUGGAUCCAAUAAAAGGAAAAUAUAUAGAAAAAUUA